GGCGGCGGCGGGGAAAAUGGCGUACCAGAGCCUCCGGUUGGAGUACCUGCAGAUCCCACCGGUCAGCCGCGCCUACACCACCGCCUGCGUCCUCACCACCGCCGCUGUGCAGUUGGAAUUGAUCACACCUUUUCAGUUGUACUUCAAUCCCGAAUUAAUCUUUAAACACUUUCAAAUAUGGAGGCUAAUCACCAAUUUCUUAUUUUUUGGGCCAGUUGGAUUCAAUUUUUUAUUUAACAUGAUUUUUCUAUAUCGUUACUGUCGAAUGCUAGAAGAAGGCUCUUUCCGAGGUCGGACAGCAGACUUUGUAUUUAUGUUCCUUUUUGGUGGAUUCUUAAUGACUCUUUUCGGUUUGUUUGUGAGCUUAGUUUUCUUGGGCCAGGCCUUUACAAUAAUGCUUGUCUACGUGUGGAGCCGAAGGAACCCGUAUGUCCGCAUGAACUUCUUCGGCCUUCUCAAUUUCCAGGCCCCCUUUCUACCCUGGGUGCUCAUGGGCUUUUCCUUGUUGUUGGGGAACUCAAUCAUUGUGGACCUCUUGGGUAUUGCAGUUGGACACAUAUAUUUUUUCUUGGAAGAUGUAUUUCCCAAUCAACCUGGUGGAAUAAGAAUUUUGAAAACACCAUCUAUUCUGAAGGCUAUUUUUGAUACACCAGAUGAAGAUCCAAAUUACAAUCCACUACCUGAAGAGCGGCCAGGAGGCUUUGCCUGGGGUGAGGGCCAGCGCCUCGGUGGCUAAAGUGGCAGUGCCAAUAACGAGACCCAGCUGGGAAGGACUCAGUGACAUACCCAUUGGGAUUCUUUUAUCCUUUGUGUUGCAAAAGUAUGGACACUUUUGACAGCUUGACAAGAUUUUGACUCCAGAAGCACUUUAUGAAAUGACACACUGAUUAAUCCAGAAGACAUUUCCAGCAGUUUGCCAGUGGUUCCUCACUACACUGGUACUGAAAGUGUAAUCUCUUGGAGCCAAACAACUGGAGAAACAAAUACCCUGCUGCCUCUAAGGAGCAAGUACCUGAGUACUUGAGUUCUGUGGUGACGGGCAGAGUUCUUCCUCUUCCUCCUCCUCUUUGAUAGACGAGGCCAUGGUGUAAAUGGAAGUUUCAGAGAGGACAAAAUAAAACUGAAUUCCAUCUCGCUCUCUCUCUCUCACUGAAUUAAAGCUUUUGUGUGUGAUCUUUUAAAUUAUCACCAUGUCUUCUAGCUCUCCUGCAUAGGUCUGCACUCAGAGCAGUUUACGUGCCCGCUCUUCCUGUGUCUUCACGGCUUUCGCCUGGAUUUCAUUUCAAGAUGGGAGAUACAUGGCUGAGACACCAUGGCUGUGUACACAACUUACUAACCCAGAAUGCCAGCUCCAGCGGGGAGAUUUGUUUCUGUUGUCCAGAUAGUUUGUUCUCCGUUUGGGUUUUACAAAACUUCAAGUUGUCAGACAGCGUGGUGGAGAAAAAGGGUAGGGUGGAUCAAGUAGCAGCAGGAGCUCUGUUGUAGAGAGUCAGGUAGGCGCGAAGCUAACGUACCGUCUCGUUUAUUUACUCUGCAUUUCUCUGCUCGGAAAUAUCCAGGGAAAGGCAGGUCGUGGCCACAUUUUUAGAAAACAACAGAAAGAUCUUCUUUACACCUGGGAGACAGGUUAGAAUGUUGACUCUAACUUGAGAUGAGCGGGUACCAGUUAGGCAGGGAUACAUUUCUCCUGGGUCUUUGGCUGGUGAACAUUUAUCAUUUGCUUCAUGAAAAGCCAAGAAGCUUUCAGAGACAAGUACCUGGUUUACCUUCCCAACCAGGUAGAAACCAGACAGGUCCACAGAAGUUGGCACUUAAAGCCAGUGGUUCAAUAAGUACUUAGCCAAGAUGUUCACUUCCUGGGGGCUCAGCAGGUUGACUAUCACACUGCCUAAGUAAUUCAGAGAACCGGGAGAAAUAGAAUGAAUACCCCCAGGAAAGAGAUUAAUUCAAAUCAUUCUAAUAAAUGGCAUGUAGGCCAGGGAACAUUUCCCAGAUAUUUCCAGCUUGGCUAAGUGGUUGCUUUCUAGAGUGUGAGAUGUCCCUCAGAAGGAUGAAUAUGAGGUUUAGAUUAAACAUAAUAAACGUCUUAAAUGGGAAUUUGCAGAUCAUUUGCGAAGUGAAAAGUAUUUUAAUAUCUUUAAAUGGAAUAUACAUAAGUAAUGGAAUUUAAUAUAAGUACUUUACAUGCUGCUAGUUAGUAACCUUGAUUGUUGCAAUUUUAUGGAACGUGGGUUAAUGGGACUGCUUUUUUUCCUGAGUGGCUUUAAAAAAAUCUUUAAAUGCCAAUCUUAGAAUGUAGAGUCCUUAUGGGAUUCUUAAAUUUUGUCUUUGUUCAAGAAAGCUUUUAAUUAGAAGGUUGGUUUUGUUUUGUUUUUCAUUGUUUUGGGGCUAGAAAUAGGUUUCUCUAGUUAAAUUUGUUCUCCCUUAGUUAACUGUGGUUAACUAAGGUUAACUAAUAUCUGUGGUGAAAUUUUAAUUCUAAAAUCUGUCCACUGAGUGUUCAUUUAAGUAGGGAAUGUCUAAACAUACUGAUGACUGGGUAAGACAGGAAACAUUUUGAGUUUAUGGCCUAAACGCAGUCAGUUAUGGGAUUUUGGUCUCUCCGAUUUUAUGAGAUGAAAAUUCCUAGUGGCAGGAUGCCAUGCUGUGCUACUACAUUGUGUCCUAUGCAGUUGGCAUUCCAAGCACUGACCUCUUAAUUUGAGUGGCCAGUCCCACUACCACCAUCCCUGGCCCGGUGUUGUACAUCCGGAUACUUUGGCUCACCUGGACGUAAGGAAAAGUCCUCACUUCUUCCCCAGUUUACCUCUCAAUCUUGGUUCUUCCAGAACACACUUCUUUUUCUUAAUGCAAGUCAACUGAAAAGCGAGAUUUCAUACAUGGAAUCUUGUGACCAAUUUUCCUGACAUACAUAGAAUUUAAAAGAUUCCUGAAUUCCACCAGUAAUGCUGAAAAGCACACCUAAGGCAUAGCUUUUUUGUUGUAGAAAUACAGUAUAUGUUCAUUAAAAAAAAAAAAAGGACAUGCAAAUUGCAUCUCCAUAGGAGAUAACACUUCAUACAUUUUGCUGUUUUUUUCCACUAUGGAUUUCUCUUUGUUUCUCUCUUCCACUUGUUCUUUCUCUGUGUCACUGUUGUAUGUCCUAGUAUCUUUCAUACCUCUUGUGUCGUCUCUAAGCAGAGACCACCCAAGUCCUGGAUUCUUGGUAACGAAACCCUCACUCUGUCUGUGGGGCCUAUGAAAUUAGGAAAUAUUGGCGCUAUUGGCUUGUUGGGUAAAGGGCUUCCUAGAAUUGCCAUCUGUCCUUCACAGCCUGCAUUUUAUAUUGUGGCUGUGUUUUCCUUUGACAGGUAACUCUGUGUUGCGAGUCAUGAUACUGCCGUUGUUUUCAGUGUUCUGUAGGCUGUCCCCUAAGCUACUUAUAUAUUUUACACGUUUGCAUUAAAUUUGUUGAACUUUGUAUAAUCAAGUCACUUCUCCGCUCAGAAAUGCACAGUAACUUCUUAGUAAGCCCCCAUAUCAAAUGCAUACGUUCUGUCUUCCUCUGAACGUUACUCCCACUUCUACCUAACAGGGACCUCAACUUAAUUCUCUUCAGUUCUUCAAGGCCUUGCCCCAUUCCUGGCUCCUCAAGAUACCUUGACUCUAGGGCCUAUUUCAUUGCCUGUGUUCUUUGAAUCCCUAUGACACUUUGAGUCUGUACAACAUACUCUUACAUCAAAUUACUGUAUUGUUCUUAGCUGGUACAUGUAAAUGAGUCUUGUCUCCUUCAUGAGAAUGUAAAAGCUCCUUAAGAGCAGGAACCAUGUCUUAAAUUUUUGUAUCCACCACAGUGCCUAGCAUAGUGCUUGGCACAUGGGUGCUGAAUAAAUACU
Globicephala melas (long-finned pilot whale) is the source of this 3875-nucleotide messenger RNA. RefSeq names its product derlin 2 (gene DERL2). Gene Ontology annotation, cellular component: Hrd1p ubiquitin ligase ERAD-L complex; endoplasmic reticulum membrane. The record is from RefSeq and is a predicted model, not a curated record. Lineage: Eukaryota; Metazoa; Chordata; Mammalia; Artiodactyla; Delphinidae. Gene Ontology annotation, molecular function: ubiquitin-specific protease binding; misfolded protein binding. Gene Ontology annotation, biological process: endoplasmic reticulum unfolded protein response.